AGUAGCAUGCGAUCGGUUCUGGGAGCUUUGCUAUUCCCAACGUGCUGAGUGAGAGACUGACGGGAGAGAAAAUAGGCGAGAGCAAGUGGUUGAGGAAAACUUAAUUUUCAUUCACUUUGGCAAAAUUGGAGAAUCGAUAUGUGUGUAACACUCGGUUGAUUAGGGUGUUCUACGUUGAGGAAUUUUUCGCUGCGUUGAAAUUAGGCACUGCGGGUGGAAAAAUGUGAAUUUUCAGCACCUUUUCGAAUUACGUUAAUGUAGGGUUGGAAAAUCUGUGUUGGAUUGUGGAACAAAUGUCGAUUCGCGUCGGAUAAAAGUGUGGAGCAGGUUGCAUUGAAAUCGGGUCGCGAGAAGGCAAGGAAAAUUUCAUCUAUUAUUGAUCUGGGUGAAAUUUGAAGCACGGGGUCCAAUCGAGCGCUUCCUGUGAGCGUGUAUCAAUCAGACAUUCGGAUUAAAUCUACCGAUAACAUCAUUUGUAAUCCGGAAAUUCAGGAAUAUCCGUCAGUCCAGAACUGGAAAAAUUGUACAACCUUAGAAGUUAGCUACGAAGUGGGUUCAAAAUGCAGCCCCCACCACGAAAAGGCAACUAUACAAAAUUUCUGAAGAAUCUUCAUUCGGAGCAGUUGGCAAAGCUUGCGUUGAAAAAUCAAAAUGAGUGCGAGCUACUCGAAGACAUUCGACAGUUCACGCUCAAACGUUCGGCGAUUGAAAAGUCAUACAGCGAGGCCCUGCUGAAAAUUUCGUCGGCGUAUCUCAACAAGAAGCAAGCUUGUAUACCGGAAAUUAAAAUGGACGGAGCUGAGGAGAAAUGGAACAUGUGGAGCGUAUGGCAAACAGUUUUGGAAGAGAACGAGAAGCUGGCACGUGCCCGUCUCGCAGCCGUCGAAGUAUUUCAGCAGCAGAUUGCCGACGAAGCUAAACUGUUACGAAACUCGAAGCUAAACACCAGCAAGAAAUCUGUCGAACAUCUCGGAGUAGUUCAGAAAGAACUUCAGCUCUCCGUGCAGGAUGUCGAUAAGACGAAAAAGUGUUACUUCGACGAAGAGCACUGCGCUCACGAUGUCCGUGACAAGGCGAGGGAUAUUGAGGAAAAGUUGAAAAAGAAAAAAGGUUCAUUUUUCCAGUCGAUAACGUCACUGCAGAAGAACAGUGCUCGCGUGACCUCACGCAAGGAGCAGCUUGAGGAAAAAUCAACCGGAGCCAGGAACGACUACAUUCUCAGCCUGGCUUCGGCCAAUGCACAUCAAAAUCACUACUUCACUAUUGAUCUACAGACUACGAUGGCCACUAUGGAAAAUUACGUCUACGAACGGGUUGCUGACUAUUUGGCACUGAUUGGCCGUACCGAAUUGCUAACCUGUUCGGCUACGCAGAAUUCGUUUGGAAAGAUUCGAGAUCAGGCUCAACAAUUGACGCGUGAGUACAAUCUACAGUGUUGUUACCUGUACUAUCCGGUGCUGAAGCAACACAUUCAGUACGAGUUCGAAGCAUGCGAUAAUGAUCCGGUUAGAAAGAUUACUGCGGAUCAUGAAUCCGCCACAGAAACUUUAAAUAAGGAAGGCAAACGUUGGGCUGGACGUGUGGCCCGCGAAAACAACGUUAUUAGGGAAAAUGCUCGUAAACUAGCCAUAUGUACGGCUCUGCGUGAAGCCGGUCAUCGCACGGAUCCUAACGAUCAGAAUGGGCCAGAUCUGGAAACGAAGAUCGAUGAGUUUCGCGAAAACAUUCGUAAAGCCGAAACCGCCAAGUGCAAGGCUGAGUCUCGGCUGGAGUGCCUAAGAAUUGGCGGAAUCAAUGUGGACGAAUGGCUACAGGAGGCAGAAACUCUCAGCGUACAAGAGAUGCCACGCUCGGCAAGUUCAUUGUCCAUGCGCACUGAUGCCUCAGGACAAGGGGAAAAUCCAAGCUCUGAUUCCUUCUACGAUAGUGAUAACGCUGAACAAGAUCAACCAAUGUCAGAAUCUUCACCGGCUCCCAAGCAGCCAGAACCACUAGCCGAAGAAUUUGCUCCAGACAGCGAUGAAGAUGAAGACUUCGAAGUUGAACAAGAACGCCAGAAGAUCGAACAGAUUUCUCAUGAAUGGGACGAUCCAAUUCAUACAGAUUGGGGAGGUGAGGAAGCUGCCACGGCUGAAGACAGCCUUCCUCCGCAACAGCCCACAGCACAGACCUUCAAAUGCACCGCACUAUACUCAUAUACUGCACAAAAUCCAGAUGAGCUGACCAUAGUCGAGAGUGAACAGUUGGAAGUGGUUGGAGAAGGCGAUGGUGACGGUUGGCUUCGGGCUCGGAAUUAUCGUGGCGAGGAAGGCUUCGUGCCGCAUAACUAUUUGGAUGUGGAGAGAGACACACCGGUGGACACCCACACUACAGCUCAGCUGUCGACGCAAAUCUCAUUCUCUUCCGUCGAUUACACGGUAGACAACGAAGAUCAGGACCAGAUGCAGGAUUCUGGGCAGUCACCAGAUCAAAUUUCUGUUAUCUCAGCACCGAGAAAGGUUCAUCAAAUGUACUGCAUUGCAUUGUACGACUAUGAUGCUACAGCAGAAGACGAGCUCACCUUCGAAGAAGGACAGAUAAUCAAAUUAAUCACCAAGAGCCCCCAUGGAGUGGACGAUGGAUGGUGGGAAGGCGAUCUGAAUGGUAAAAUUGGAAACUUCCCGUCGCUAGUGGUGGAGGAAUGCGACGAAAAUGGUGAACCGUUGACCGAACCGGAAGAUGAAUCUCCCCCGCCAUCUGCGCCUCCUUCUAUUGCAGCACCUGCGCCACCGCCCAUGGUUCUUCAGGAGGCUACCCCUCCGGAGGGUCAGAGUCCAACUUUUGACAGCCGAAGCUCCGAGCCGGUGGUCGAUCGGUUUGAAUUUGAGCUCAACAAUGAUCAACACGACAAAUAUGGAUCCCAGUUCUCGGCACCUCCACCGUCGCAGCCACCUCCAGUAGUAAUAUGUGAGGAACCUGAGGCCGAGGAGGAAGAAUCUCGCAAAGAAACAGAGACGGCGGUUCCAGCUACUGCUAGCAGCAAUUCAAACGAGCUGAAUUUUGCACACAUCAUCGUUACAGCAGCGACUCCGAUGCACGAGGAUGCGGACAAGCAGUUCUCUCCUCCACCAGAGGAGCAGAAUGAAGAGCAGGCCGAAGAUCAAGCGACAGAGAUAAUCGAAAAACAAGAGCAAGAAACUCAAGAGGUUAGUGCAAAGGAAAAAUCCAAGGUAGAAUCACCUCCCAAAGAGAUACCACAACCGAAACCACAGCCGAAGCCAGAGCAGAAGCAGCAGCAGCCAACAAAGCCACCAACUCCACCGAAGCCUGCUAAACCGCCAUCUCCACCAAAACCAGUAAAGCCUGCAUCCCCUCCAAAGGAACAGCACAAGGUGUCUUCUCCGCCAUCCCAAGAAUCAGCACUAGCAGAAGAUCCGUUGCCAGCACCGUUGGAAGAACCAGCGGCACCUUUUGAAUCCACCGCCUUCGAGGCCAACUUUGAAGCCAACUUUGCUGCCAACUUCGACGACGCUUUUGGAAACAAUCAAGUCGAAAUACCAAAACAGGUGGUCGGAGGAAGGGCCAGCAUACCGGAAGAGCUUGAACCGCACCAGUUGGCGCGCUUGCAAAACCUCAAGGAAUCCAACGCAUAAUGCUCAUUCCCGAAGGUAAACCGUACGGAUAGCACAAUGGGCAAAAUACAAAGAUCAACUAAGCCAAUAAUAUGAGGGAGAUUAUGAUUUAGUUUUAAAUAAUGCAUUAGCAUUAAUUUAUUGAUUCGCAAUAUUAGUGAACUGAUGUGAAAAGGCUACCUGAACCCGAGGUCGUGGACCUUUUCGAUUGUUCUAUAAUGGGCGAUCAUUGAAAUUUGUCGUGAGUCACAGCUUUUACCAUUUCAAGCGCACUACCCUUCUUAUAUGGAAAAAAAUACCGAACAUAGCUCAAUCAUUGAAUGAUUUUUCAUAGGGAUUAUUUUGCCUUCUCAUUGUAUAAGUCGUUUCAGAUGACUUCUAUACCACGUUGAAUAGGAAAAUUCCGCAUUUUGUAGAUGCAUGUUUUUAAAAUACAUCUCACUAUUUCCUAAAACUAACUCAGAAUAGGCCGUGAUGAUUUGGGUAAACAUUUGUAAUUCACUUGGCAAGGGGUCGGUCUAGAACGAUGUUAGGAUGUUAGUCUACGACGGCGUAGAGGCGAAGAACAAGCACACUUAUGAAUGGAGAUUCGACUGUAAUGAUGAUUUUUGUGAUAUUCGGCUAAGCAGUCUUUUUAAUUUAGAACAAACAGUUAAAUUUUGUCUAA
This is a messenger RNA of Ochlerotatus camptorhynchus, 4278 nucleotides long. It is a transcript of the gene nwk, whose product is annotated as nervous wreck. NCBI's taxonomy places the organism in Eukaryota, Metazoa, Arthropoda, Insecta, Diptera, Culicidae. The transcript has 9 exons. Gene Ontology annotation, molecular function: protein binding. The record is from RefSeq and is a predicted model, not a curated record. Gene Ontology annotation, cellular component: neuromuscular junction; recycling endosome. Gene Ontology annotation, biological process: regulation of actin filament polymerization; neuromuscular synaptic transmission. The coding region runs from base 561 to 3632 and encodes 1023 amino acids.